Molecule: messenger RNA, 1407 nt
Organism: Parnassius apollo (apollo)
Lineage: Eukaryota; Metazoa; Arthropoda; Insecta; Lepidoptera; Papilionidae
Source: the annotation of a GenBank genome assembly
AUGCUGGUGACCUAUUUGGAAGCCAGCCGGGACCUUUGCGAGACGGACUCAAUUAUUUUUGGCGCUGCACUGGCAGUAUGCCGUAUUAUUGGCGCCAAACUUCCCAUGGCUGGACGUGUUACUCAACAAGGUAGUGCCAUCCCAGCCUGGAGAAAAAGAAUCGAGGACCGUAUCGCAAAGGCAAGGGCCCUUAUCGGCAGACUGACAAGGUUCAGGUCGGGUAAUAUUAGACCGAGAGUUGUGCGCACCAUUAGAAUGGCGUUUGCUGGGACAAAUAUUAGUUUGUCCCAGCCGGAUAUCACGCAGAAACUAACGGAGCGUAUAGAUGACCUGAAGCAAAAAAUCGCUGCUUGGGGGAAGCGGAUUCGACGAUUUAGCGAGAGGGCAAGGCGGUUCAACCAAAAUCGUCUCUUCCAGAGUGAUGAGAAGAGGCUCUAUAAAUCAUUGGAGCGACCAGAGGUAUGUGGAGCGGGCCCAGGACCGGAUCAGGCUGACACUGUCGCAUUUUGGCGUGGCCUGUGGUCAGAGCCCGUAAACCACAGCGAGGGCCCUUGGAUGGAAGUUGUGGCGAGCCAGAGUGCAAGUGUUACGCCUAUGGACCCCGUCACCAUAACGCCUGAAGAAGUGGCUGAGGCGGUCCGUAGGGCCCCGAACUGGAAAAGUCCGGGGCUCGACGGGCUGCAUCAUUACUGGCUGAAGGGGUUCGUAGUGUGUCACGCUGUGCUCGCCCGACAGUAUCAAGAGGCUCUCGAUCAGAAGUCGCUCCCGAGCCUCUUCACUACUGGGAUCACUCACUUGGUUCCUAACGAUCAGGAUACCACAGACCCGAGCAAAUACUGCCCCAUCACGUGGCCGCUGCCUGGGGGUCGCCGGGGCGCGUCUGGAGCUGGCGCUGGACGCGGCAGAAUGCGGGCCGCCAGCCGAGCGCGAGGAGCUGCAAGAUCACCUAACAGCCCCCCGCAUCCAUCAUCCCCACCAGACGGCUUGAUGUCGGCAGGGUCCUCUCGGACUCGGCAAGCGGCAUCCGCUGCUGGUGGAGUACGCCGCAUGCGUUGGACAAGGGAUAUGAACGCAAACGCAUUGCGGGCGUACUAUAGGGCGAAAGGGGAAGAAACUGCGGGGAUAGCGUAUCGGGCUCGGAUGCAUUGCUUUUUUGCUGAGCUGGAGCCGUCUAUUCCUGUCACGGAACAAAACCUGGCAGACCGAGUUCGGUACAUCAUGUGCUCGAAAAUAUUCGAUGAUGCCGAGCUCGAACGACUACGACGUGAGGCCAUUCCCUCAUCGAAUGAAUUGGCUACAGCUGGGGAUGAGGCUCCUCAGGCGGUACAGACCAGCUGCCAGAAGCCGCCAUGGAUCUUCCAGUUGUGGUUGAUUCAGACGAUGAUGAAAUGGUCUCCCACGAACUAG